GCGGUGGUUUGAAUCGUAAUUUUUACAGCGUAAUCGUUUGUUACAAGUUUAACUUUGUAUGAAAGCUGCACAGCCAGACAUGAAGAGAGUUCAGGUGAAAGACACAGUGAUCCCUGCACAGCCCAGAGCGGCACAUGUCAAAAAUGACACAGACAAUAAGAAGUACCAGCACAGAUCUCUAAAAGCACCAACCACAAGAUAUGGACAGCAAAAUGAUUUAAAAGAACAUAAUCGGGUCUUGACCGCAACAAAUGAAGACCUGCAGAAACAGUUUGAAGAAAUGAAGGAAACGGUAACUGAACUGGAGCAGCGUUGCGCAGACAUCCAGGGAGAAAACAGAGAGAUUCAAAAACAGCUGAGGGAUUGCCAUGUCCUUCUUGUUGCAGAAAACCUUGACCCAGUUUCAGGGGGAAAGUUGGGACAGACAACACAAAAGAAGGAAGAACAAAGAAAAGAAGUCAUGACUGUUUCCAAAAAUCUCUUGACUGAGCUGAAACUGUUUGGGGAGAUGGCACAAGAGCAGGCUGCUAAUUUUAUGGAAGUGCAGAACACUAUGAGGCACCUGACAGAAGCACAUGAAAAGCUCCAGCAGGAGAAGGCAUUGUUCAGUUUGGAUGUGGAGGAAAUGGAGAGUGCUUUAGUGGAGGCAGAGAGACUCUUGAUGGAGUGAAUCAAAGGAACUCCUUUCAUUUGCCAUAAAUUCUGCUAUAGCAUAUGGUACUCUGAGAUCUGUCAGUUUGACAACUGAAGAAAACACUUGGACAGGUGUGACAAUUUCUUGCUGUUAAAUGAACAUGGCACAUACCAAUUUCCAAAUCCCCAUUUCUAAAAAUACUAUUUCUUUACAUGUAAUAUGCUUUACUAUGACCUUCUGAAAUCUCUUUGUACACAUUGGUUUGUCUGUUUCUGAAUGGAGAUAUUUAUAAGCAACAGUUUAUAUGUUCUUGUAAAAUUGCAAAUAAGCACUUCUUGAAA
Molecule: messenger RNA, 975 nt
Organism: Xyrauchen texanus (razorback sucker)
Lineage: Eukaryota; Metazoa; Chordata; Actinopteri; Cypriniformes; Catostomidae
Product: small kinetochore-associated protein-like
Exons: 8
Coding region: 59-670 (203 amino acids)
Biological process (GO): regulation of attachment of spindle microtubules to kinetochore; spindle organization; mitotic sister chromatid segregation
Cellular component (GO): microtubule plus-end; kinetochore; centriolar satellite
Source: RefSeq, a predicted model, not a curated record